This is a messenger RNA of Lytechinus variegatus (green sea urchin), 1132 nucleotides long. Its product is annotated as AP-5 complex subunit sigma-1-like. NCBI's taxonomy places the organism in Eukaryota, Metazoa, Echinodermata, Echinoidea, Temnopleuroida, Toxopneustidae. The record is from RefSeq and is a predicted model, not a curated record. The coding region runs from base 353 to 949 and encodes 198 amino acids. Gene Ontology annotation, cellular component: cytosol; AP-type membrane coat adaptor complex; late endosome. Gene Ontology annotation, biological process: double-strand break repair via homologous recombination; endosomal transport. The transcript has a single exon.
CGGUAAACAAAUGGCGACGCCGACCGACAAGUUAUCGGUAGGUAGUUUACUUGCGAACUGCAACUUCUAACUAAUAUUUUAAAUUCUGAUCAGUUCCUUAGACUGAUUACUCGGAAAUUCGUAUGAAUUCCGUCAUUCUAGUCAUUUGGACAAUUAUCAUUGACAGGAAGUAGCGACACUUGGCGUUUCUUUGCUGAAUGGGUAACACGCCCCGAACUGCAUCAAUAAAUUCAGUCCCGUGCUAUUCAAAACUGCGUAGUUUUCAUGAACCUGUGCUGGGACGUCGGAGUUAGUUUAGCGGACAAGGUGUGACUUCUAAGUUCUAGCGCUAAACGGUAGGCGGGGGAGCAGAAUGGUCUAUGCCUUCAUUAUUCACACGCUACCACCGGACACAUGUCGGGUGUUGUUUUCUUGCACAUUUGGAUUGGAGAAUGCCAAGUUGGAUGAACAUAGCAUCGAGAACGAGGGUGAUGUCACGGAAAUGAGAACGCUUCGGAAAGAGCAAAUGGCGCUGGUGGCACGUCAGGUCCAAUCGGAAUUCUCCUUCCAGAAGGCUGUGUCGGAGCGAGUAACUUACAGUGAUGGCUUGAGCAGUGGCCAGGAUGACUUGUUGCGAGAUGCAGAGCUCGGCAUGUUUCGACUAGCGGCCGGUGAUCCAUUCAAGACGGAGAAAAUCGCUGUCUGGUUAGGGGUUGGAAAGACGGGAUUCAUCCUUGUUUGUGAGACUCAUGAGAACCGUUUACAGGUGGAGAAUCAACUGCGUUUGUUGGUGAAGAAUUUACAGGAGCAUGUGAAGGCUGUUCGUCAACCCACCGAAGUGCUUGAGAAGGGCGAUCGUGUGAUGGAGGUUCUUCAUCAUUUCUUGCCAUCAGGACGAAUAAUAUUCAUGAACCAUGCUUUAAUCAAACAAACUGAAAAGGAGCUCGAUAUUGCAAUGAAACUGAAAUGAAGUUCUGCCAGUAUCUGCUUGUAAUGACAUUUUGCUUUUAUAAAAUUUUCCAACUUUUUCAAGAAUAUUUGAAAUAUGUAUUGCACUAUGGUUCAACUUGUUUCUAGGUUAAAGAGAAAUUCCAGUAGUUGCAGUAAACACUGAUUUUAUGAGAAAGUCUGUAAAAGAAAGGCUUAAUUGUCA